AUUUUUUUUUAUUUAGAUGAGUGUUGUGCAAUAUUAGAGAUUAGGAAGUUACGAUUUAUACGCGCGUUCAAAAAUCAUGGUGUUGCAUACAUUGGAAUUCUCCGACUGUUUUCUUGACUCGCCAUUCUUUAGGAAAAGUAUACAAGAGUACGAAGACGAACUUGAAAGAACAAAUUCACAGAUCAAGCAACUUAUAAAGGAUGCUAAGAAUAUGCUGAAUGCCUCACGACAACAGGGAAAAAUGAUGAAUGUUUUUAAUGACCGACUCCAGAACUUCCAGUUUGAUUGCAUCGGCGAAAAUUUAACUGAUACAGAAAAAGGAAUAGCUGGAUCUUUAAAGGAGUUUGGUUUAAUGCUUGAGGAGGUGGCUAAUGAUUGGUCAAGCACAAUUGAACGAUCUGAACUACAACUUAUUAAACCCUUAGAAGAUUUCAGGAAAGAACACAUCCACAGCUACAGAAGUUCAAAAAAAGCUUUUGAUAAAGCAAGUGAAAGAUAUUACAAACAACUGGAACAAACCCUUGCCCUGUCACACAAGAAAAAGUGUCAGCAACUUCAAGAGUCUGACAAUGAGUUGUUUACCCACAAGAAAACUUUCCACAAGGAAGCUUUGAACUAUGUCUACAAACUGCAGGAGGUGCAAGAAAGAAAGAAGUUUGAAUUUGUGGAACAUUUGCUUAUGUUUAUGCAGGUAUAUUUCAACUUCUUCCAUCAAAGCCAUGAAACGGCAAACGACUGCAAGGAUUACAUGAAAGAGUUACAGAUUCGACUCGUUUCCACUCGAGCGCAAUAUGAUGGGACUCGGGAAAAGACGAAAACACUGAUGAGGAAGAUGUCAGAUCAUCCAGAUACUGCUGAGGAGUCAGCUGGAAGCGGGGUGCAGUGGACCAAGGCAGGAUACCUUUUUCUUAACGAGAAAAAUCCUAUCAGUUCAAGGUUCACUUCCAAAUGGACAAAAUACUUCUGUAUGUACACCAAAGAAGCCAAGUUGUUUCAAAUGCUUACCCCCUACCAUCACCCUACUUCUGCCAUUCCAUCACUAAAUCAAGCUCCAGCUGUGGGGUUCGCUGAACCAGUUAUUGUGAAGACUUGUACCAGGAGGAUAACCGACUCCAUUGAUAAAAGAUUCUGCUUUGACUUGGAAGUGGAGGAUCAAUCCGGGAAACAAUCACUCCUCACUUUCCAAGCAGUCUCGGAUGUGGAUCGUAAGAAGUGGAUGUCAGUGAUGGAUGGGAGGGAGCCCGAGUACAUCAAGACUAAACAUGAUUUUAAGAAGAAGGAAGGCCAGUUUAAACUGGAUGAAACCGGUUUUAAGUUUGUGGAGCAUGUGAUUGCUGAGAUAGAGAGGCGUGGGGUAGAACAUGAAGGAAUAUAUCGACUUGUGGGGGUUUUGUCGAAAGUUGACUUGCUUCUUAACCAAGCUGUUAGCCCUGCUACUUGUGACAGUGUGGAAUACAGCAACGACAGUGAGUGGGAAAUAAAUACCCUCACGAGUGCGCUAAAGAGCUGCUUCCGGAAUCUUCCAGAACCCAUCAUGACGUUUGAACUUCAUCGAGAUUUUAUCAACGCAGCAAAAUUAAACAAUCCUGAUGAUAGGGUUACUAAAGUAAAAGAAUUGAUCCACAAACUCCCGAAAGCGAACCAGCGCGUCCUCUCCCUCCUUGCUCCUCAUCUUCGUAAAGUCCAAUCGCAUCAUUUGGUCAACAAGAUGACGGUCCAAAACCUUGGAGUUUGUUUCGGACCAACAUUGAUGCGGGAAAGAGAGGAAACUGUUCAAUCGAUCAUGGAGAUCAAGUUUUCCAACAUCAUCGUUGAGAUCAUCAUCGAGUUUAUGUUCCUGGAGGAAGAUGAGGAAGUAUUCAGCGACACGGAUGCGGAAAAGUCCUCCACACCUCACACACCAAACCCUAGGAUAUCAAGACUUCCAUCACAGAGAUUACGACAACGACCUCGUCCCAUCUACGAAUACGCAUCAGUACCCGGGAUCUUAGAAGAGGAUGGAGCAUCCACAGAGAGUGAUGGUUCUUCCAGAUUCAAGAGAUCCCAAGCGUUCCGGAGCCAGAAUCGAACUCCAAGUCCCAACAUCACUACAAAAUACAGAAACGAAAGAGAUAAACUAGAUCAUACUCCGGAUCACAGUUUAUCCUCUUCCGAUGAGGAUGAUGACUUUGGAGAGAGAUCUCCUCUCGAUAUGAAACUCAACAUUGAAGAUAUGACUCCUAGCUCCGAGAAGACUUUUGUCUCCGGAGUUAAAGAAGAAGUUAAGGAUGAUCCUGAAGGAUCAGAUAGUGAGAUCAAACCAACAUCCGGAAAGAGCAAAGAUAAUCUUACGGUUAAAGAGACAUGGACUCCUAAAGGAGGAUUGAAACCGAAAGAACGACCUAAAAUAACCCCUCGUUCCCCGCGCUUGCGUGGAGCAGUGACCCAUAGUGAACCCAAAGAGUCAAAUUUAACCCCGAGUUACCCUGAUGCGGAGAACAGCAUCACUCGUCGCGAAACUGGGAAGAAAACAGGCGCCGCUAAGCAACGGGUGACGUCAUUGCUACGUCGGAAACCUGUUUCAGCCGACGACCAAGUUGUGUAUGCGAAGGUUGAUAAGACUCGCAACCACAAUAGCAACAACAACAAUGUGUCGAAAACUGUGUCCAUCGCUCAGAGGAAAAUGAAGCUGAUGGCUACAGCUGUUACUGCAGGGUUGCCACAUAAGACGACAAGGAAAGAUGCAACAGAAGCAAAACGACCAACUCGUUUAAGCGAUUCUUCUGAACGAAAAGUGUUAAAGUCGCCAGCUAUGAACACGAGACCGAAAUCUGCGUUGAUUCCUGCAGCCUUUCUUGUCGAAGAAAACAACCCAUCUCUACUUACAGCUACACCAAAGCAAUCUAAAAGCCCAUUAGCCACGCCUGUACCUCUACGAGCUACCACUGAAAAGCACGCCUCUGAGGAGAAUUCAUUAAACGCCAUCGGUACCCAGCCCUCAUCCUUUUUAUGGGGCCCUACUGAUGGACCCAGGUCUCGUCCGCGGUCCUUUGCCAUGGUGACGUCACCGGACAGGCUUUCGCCGACAGGAAGUGACGUCACGAUUCCGAGUUUGGCACGGACGCUAUUUGCAUGCGAGGCCGAACGCGAUGGGGAAUUGUCCUUCCAGCCUGGUAUGCUGAUCAAGCAGUUACAACCGACGGACGAACCUGGAUGGUUACGUGGUGUGCUAAAUGGUGAAGAGGGUUUGGUGCCUGAGAACUACGUUGAGUUUAUUUGACACAUUAAAGGCAUGUAUCCUGCUAAAAGCCAACAAUUCUUCCUUUUGCUUGGCGUACAAGCCAUAAGGACAUAUUGCGCCACUGAAACUGACUUUUUUAGUUCGUCUAGUCAACACUGAGAUUGGGAGUGGAAAUUUUUUGUGCAUCACUGAGUUACCUAGAUAUUUUCGUCCGCCGAUAACUUAUGCAUUUUUUAGAGCCCCGAUUAGCAAACAAGUUUCAUUAUAAUAUCUUCUAAAUGCGUGAGCCCGUGAAGUGAACCCUGACACAGGGAAACAAGUUUUUUAAUUUCACCUCCGCUGUUAUCUUAAGUUUUUUUUAUUAGUGUCCAGAUUUUUUCAAAUAUCUGUUUGUGGAAAAAACACGAUAAGUAUCAGAUACCCAACGCUGGGCGUUGUAAAAUCUGUUUUUUUUUUCACCCUAGAAAACAUAAGUUUUUUCGUUAUUUUUCCAUCAUGGCAUUUUAUCAUUUUAGCUUUUUCCACACACACCCGUACACAUGGCCCAUAUCUAAAAGCCAAGAACAAGCACUUUAUAUCUACCGUGCAAUUUGUACGUAGCAAUAACCACCUGUAAUAAAAGUUUCUAUUUAAAUCCCCAUGCUGGCUGCUACACCAGUAACUGUAACAACAAUCGACUGACACCUCUGUCUUUAAAAACCAAGUUAUAUUCCGAUCAAAAACUAAUUUGUUCACUAGUGUUCUAUACAACAACACAGUUUUAACUACAUCUGCACUAACAGUGCUAGUGUUAAGAGAUACAUUUACAUUAACUAAGCCAAGUAUUUACAUUUUUGUAGUUUUACACUUGUCUUCAAAUGGUGUCGCGUGUAUUCCUAAUCUCCAUAAUUUUCCUUUUAAGCUCGUUUUCUUCGUUACUUACCCGUUUUUUCUUGCUGAAUCAUGUUUGCUUUGAUGACUUGCAGUAUUUAAAGUCUCAGUUCAUUAAAUAAAGAAAUAUUCUUUCAUUUAAA
Ciona intestinalis (vase tunicate) is the source of this 4233-nucleotide messenger RNA. Lineage: Eukaryota; Metazoa; Chordata; Ascidiacea; Phlebobranchia; Cionidae. The record is from RefSeq and is a predicted model, not a curated record.